AUGUCGGCUCUCACACCCCUCCGCAGCGCCUUGCGCACUCCGGCAGCCGCUCGCAUAUCCUCCCCUCUCGUGAGCAGCAGCGUGCGGAGAUUCCAAACGCACCGUCCCGCCCGCAUGGCCUACAAGGACAGCCAGGACAGGGAGUCACUCAAGCCCACGACCCACGAGUAUACGGAGUCGGGCAGCGACGACCAGGCCGCGGCCAACACGGACGCUGCCUUCAACCGGCACAAGACGAGCCCCGAGGCGGAAAAGGAUACAGCAGGCCAAGCGCCCACAGAGGGCGCAAAUAACCCGCUGCAAAACAGCCCGGCCGACGAGAGCUUCGCUAAGGCCGGCCAGCACCCUGGCGAAGACAAGACGCAUGGCGGCAAGAAGAAGAGCAGCGGCCAUGGUAGCCCGCCCAAGGGAAAGAAGGUCUAG
This is a messenger RNA of Pestalotiopsis fici W106-1, 423 nucleotides long. RefSeq lists its product as uncharacterized. NCBI's taxonomy places the organism in Eukaryota, Fungi, Ascomycota, Sordariomycetes, Amphisphaeriales, Sporocadaceae. The transcript has a single exon. Bases 1 to 423 code for a protein of 140 amino acids. The record is from RefSeq and is a predicted model, not a curated record.